Equus caballus (horse) is the source of this 1160-nucleotide messenger RNA. RefSeq names its product exosome component 4 (gene EXOSC4). NCBI's taxonomy places the organism in Eukaryota, Metazoa, Chordata, Mammalia, Perissodactyla, Equidae. The record is from RefSeq and is a predicted model, not a curated record. Gene Ontology annotation, cellular component: nucleolus; cytoplasmic exosome (RNase complex); nuclear exosome (RNase complex). Gene Ontology annotation, biological process: U4 snRNA 3'-end processing; rRNA catabolic process; nuclear mRNA surveillance.
UUCUCAGAGAGGCAGAAGUGGGACUGGCGGCGGGCGGCAUGGCGGGGCUGGAGCUCCUGUCGGACCAAGGCUACCGCGUGGACGGGCGGCGCGCCGGGGAGCUGCGCAAGAUCCAGGCGCGAAUGGGCGUGUUCGCGCAGGCCGACGGCUCGGCCUACAUCGAGCAGGGCAACACCAAGGCGCUAGCAGUGGUCUACGGGCCGCACGAGGCGAGUGGCUGUGCGUGCGCGAGCAGGGCGGCUCCGGCGGCGGGCGGAGGAAUCGGGCGGCAGCCGCUCUGCGGGGUGCGCGGGGCCGCCAGACUGAGCAAGGCUCGGGAGGCGACGGACAUGCCCAGGGCCGCUGCUCACUCGGACUAAAAGCCGAAGUCCUUGCUGUGAUGCACGGUGGUCCCUGCCUUUCUCGUCGGCCCCUGUCCCCUGCGCUCUCCACUCUUUGCUGUUCCUCAAAGCGCCAGGCGCGCUCCCACUCGCUCCCUACCUCUCAGCUCUCUACUCCGACAUCACCGUCCGGAUGACGCCUCCCCAGACCCACCUUAUCUACGUGAUCCGGGGCUCACGGGCACGAGCCCUGCCAGACAGGGCACUGGUGAACUGUCAGUACAGUUCUGCCACCUUCAGCACAGGUGAGCGCAAGCGGCGGCCACAUGGGGACCGGAAGUCCUGCGAGAUGGGCCUACAGCUGCGUCAGACCUUCGAGGCAGCCAUCCUUACACAGCUGCAUCCACGCUCCCAGAUUGAUAUUUACGUGCAGGUGCUGCAGGCAGAUGGUGGGACCUACGCGGCUUGUGUGAAUGCAGCCACGCUGGCAGUUAUGGACGCUGGGAUCCCCAUGCGGGACUUUGUGUGUGCCUGCUCAGCUGGCUUUGUGGACGGCACAGCCCUGGCAGACCUCAGCCACGUGGAGGAAGCAGCUGGUGGCCCCCAGCUGGCCCUGGCCCUGCUGCCGGCCUCAGGCCAGAUUGCACUGCUUGAGAUGGACGCCAGGCUGCAUGAGGACCACCUGGAGCAGGUGUUAGAGGCUGCUGCCCGGGCCGCCCGUGAUGUGCACACCCUGCUGGACCGUGUGGUCCGGCAGCAUGUACAUGAGGCCUCCAUCUUGCUGGGGGACUGAGCACCCCGCCCCCCAUGCCCAGAAUAAAAUCCACACAGUCCACUGUA